AUGCCUGAAACCCGCAAGCAUCGGCGGCGUCACAAGGGGAAGGGGGGACACACAGCGGUCAAUGAAGCACCGAAGCAACCGGUCUAUAUGAAUCCCUCGGGCGCAUAUACCGUUCAGGCCAUUCAAAGUGGAAAUCCAACACCUCCAUCUUUCUACAAGCCCCAUACGGGUGUCACCUCGCUAGUUCACCUACCUCCACGACCGAUCCAGGGUCAAGUACCUGUCCCUUAUGGACCCGGCACGGUGGGAAGCCCGCCUCCGGCCUGGCACUCAACGGGGUACCAAGCCCCGAAGCCCAUGUCUGAUCUUGCGAAAUGGACAUCCUGUACAAAUCUCAGUCAGUCGGUCUCGAACAUUGUCGCGCACACAGCAGGAAAAACAAAUGCCACCAUCUUGGAUCUGGAGAAUCUUGUCCUCCAGAGUGUGAGUGGCGGCGCAAAUGUGCGAGAGAGCACGUCGCGGCUUUUGGAUCAAGUUGUUACAUUGAUCGAUAUCGGAUCUUUUUGCGGGAAGGAAAAUGAGCUUAUGGCUGCAUGUGCACUCCCAACCAAACAGGAAGCGCGCAAAAGAGAUCGUUGGACACACGCGCCUGAGAAAAAGAAACCUUCGUCGCCGGUCGACUAUUUCUCGAAGGUGUAUCUCUAUGGAAAUUCUCGAAUGCCACCGCGGCUUCCUCAGAUUAAAUUCUAUCCUGCAACCUAUCCAUUGCUAAGGCUCGCUGCCCGCUAUUCACAGCAAGUAUACGAAAAGCCGAAUGGCCCUGAGCGACAAUCCUACGUGAAUUCGGACUGGCGCCACGGUACAAAGGCAAUGGUCAUCAAGUCGCUUCCGAUCGAUAAGAUGAACACUAUGGUAUUCGCUAUUCGCGGGACACAAAGCUUCAGUGACUGGGCUGUAAAUGUCCAUGCGGCACCUGUUUCACCUGCCGGAUUUCUUGAUGACCCAACGAAUAAAUGCCAUGCUGGAUUCCUAUCCGUCGCCAGGAAGAUGGUUCAAGCUGUCGCUGCGCGACUGCGUACUUUAAUCGAGGAAGAUCCUAGUCGAAUGUCAUAUACGCUUCUCCUCACCGGUCACUCAGCAGGCGGGGCUGUCGCCAGUCUCCUUUACCUCCAUUUACUUUCCGAAUCACCAGAUGUCAAGUCUGAACUCACACACCUCCGUGGUUGCUUCAAGCAAAUUCAUUGCGUCACCUUUGGUGCACCCCCCAUCUCGCUGUGGCCAUUACAGAGACCGCCAACUGCCAAUCCAUCCAAAUCAAUGUUCUUCUCAUUUGUGAACGAAGGAGACCCAGUGACACGCGCAGAUAAAGGAUAUUUCUUUUCCCUGCUGGAUUUAUAUGCGUCGCCAGCUCCUGGAUCUGUCUGGUCACUCUUCGAUCCAAGGGGGAAACGAAAUUCGUCGAAAUACUGGCAGGUUCCCCAGUCGACGCUCUCCAAUGCGGGUCGAAUUGUCCUGCUUCGUUCUCAUGGCCUAGUAUAUGGUCGUCCAGUGAGGAAUCCAUCAGCUGGUCCUGAUGCUCCUCCGCCACUACCACCACGCGAGCAGGUAGAGGCAUGUGGCACGACGGAUCUGGAACUGCGCGGUGUGGUGUUUGGCGAUCCACUAAUGCACUUCAUGGAUCUAUAUGCUCGCCGGAUUGAGAUGCUCGUAAGCGGCACGGGUGCCACGAGGAUAAAAAUUCGCUAA
Messenger RNA from Penicillium manginii, 1686 nucleotides. RefSeq names its product lipase family protein. The record is from RefSeq and is a predicted model, not a curated record. Gene Ontology annotation, biological process: lipid metabolic process. NCBI's taxonomy places the organism in Eukaryota, Fungi, Ascomycota, Eurotiomycetes, Eurotiales, Aspergillaceae. The transcript is spliced from 3 exons. Bases 1 to 1686 code for a protein of 561 amino acids.